This is a messenger RNA of Procambarus clarkii (red swamp crayfish), 1691 nucleotides long. It is a transcript of the gene Arpc1, whose product is annotated as Actin-related protein 2/3 complex, subunit 1A. Gene Ontology annotation, molecular function: actin filament binding. Gene Ontology annotation, biological process: Arp2/3 complex-mediated actin nucleation. Gene Ontology annotation, cellular component: Arp2/3 protein complex; actin cytoskeleton. The record is from RefSeq and is a predicted model, not a curated record. Lineage: Eukaryota; Metazoa; Arthropoda; Malacostraca; Decapoda; Cambaridae.
UUUGUGUAGCGGAGAGAUGUAGCGGGCGGAGGCAGGCCAUGAUAGGGGGAGUGUUGGAAGCCGCGUGCAGGGGUCCGGACACGGCGUGUUGUCAUAGGCUCCAGGUGUUAGCGUAGACUGACCAGAGUCCGCUAAUAUCCCCUCGAUAUAUAGUGUUGCAGUGUACCUGCUCCAAGUGACACAUCAUGACAGAAGUGUUUCAGUUCGGUCUUGUGCCUAUCACCUGCCAUGCCUGGAAUACUGACCGAACCCAAGUUGCUCUAAGCCUCAACAAUAACGAAGUGAACAUAUAUGGUCGGUGUGGAUCAGAGUGGAAGCUGCAAGAGACACUUCAAGGCCAUGACCUGCGUGUCACUGGAAUUGACUGGGCUCCUACUACCAACCGAAUUGUGACCUGUGGAGCGGACCGAAAUGCUUAUGUGUGGACAUGUGGAACUGAUGGCAAGUGGAGUCCUACCCUUGUACUUCUACGUAUCAACCGAGCUGCCACAUGUGUCAAGUGGUCCCCAAAUGAAAACAAAUUUGCUGUAGGAUCAGGAGCACGGCUGAUAUCGGUGUGUUACUUUGAGCAGGAAAAUAACUGGUGGGUAUCUAAACACAUCAAGAAGCCCAUCCGGUCCACCAUCACUACUUUGGACUGGCAUCCCAAUAACAUUCUUCUAGCUGCAGGAGCUGCUGAUUUUAAGGUGCGUAUAUUUUCGGCAUGGAUUAAAGAUAUUGAGCCAAAACCAACACCAACGCCCUGGGGAGCAAAGAUGCCUCUAGGCCAAUUAAUGACGGAGUUUUCUAAUUCUACUGGAGGAGGUGGAUGGGUGCACAGUGUGAGUUUUUCUGGUGAUGGUAACCGUGUUUGUUGGGUUGGCCAUGAUUCUAGCCUCACUGUGGCUGAUGCUGGCAAGGAAAUGGCUAAAUCCCAGCUGAAAACUGAGUAUUUACCCUUUACUUCUGUGACAUGGGUCUCGCUCAACUCUCUGGUUGCUGUGGGUCAUGGAUGUUGUCCUAUGCUGUACUCCGUGGAUGACACCGGGAAGCUGACGUUUGUCACCAAGCUUGACGUGGCCCAAAGAAAGGAAACUGGCAGUCUGAGUGCUAUGAAGAAGUUCCAGUCUCUUGACCGCACCGCACGCUCAGAUCAGUCGGACACAACACUGGCUACUGUUCACCAGAACACCAUCACGGGCAUCGCCAUACACACAGGCGACAAAUCCGGCUGUACUGCCAUCUCAACAUGCGGAGCAGAUUCACAGCUGGUUAUAUGGAACUUUAAGUCACUGGAGCAGUCAGUGUCAGACCUCCGCCUGAGCUAAGCCACUACUUCAUGUGCCAUAUUAACGUGCAUUAAUAUCUUUUGUUGGUUAAAAUAUUUCCGUGUCUGAAAACUACAAAUGGUGCACAAAGAAAGUUUGAUGUUGAAACCUAUUUUUAUUUUGAUCUUAUCCUUUGAUGAAUUUCUUUUGUGAUUUCUAAAGAUUUGUCCGUAUGUUUGUUCUAUUUUUACAGUUCAUUGUUGUUGGCAAUUUAUUGUACACUUUGUUUUAGAAUUUUCCCACAAUGAUUAAUUUGGAAAGUUAUAUUAUCGCUGAUUCCAAGCAGUUGAACACUGGAUAUAUUGAUUAAUUAAUCUUCCAAUAUUUAAGAGAGUUCACAGAGGCAUUCCAAAAUAAUAAAAAACAAAUAAAAAAAAGAGGAAA